Messenger RNA from Prunus armeniaca (apricot), 357 nucleotides. The record is from the annotation of a GenBank genome assembly. Lineage: Eukaryota; Viridiplantae; Streptophyta; Magnoliopsida; Rosales; Rosaceae.
AUGGAGGCUGGCAAGGUCGUCUCCCUCAUUGUUGUUGACCCUAGAGAGAGAGAGAGAGAGAGAGAGAGAACCGACGAGAAGAGGGAGACGACGCCAACAACGAUGGAGCAUGAAGGAGUGAGAGGGACGCAGAGGAUGAAUGAUGGCGGUGUGGACUUUGUCGCCGACGUUGGUGGAUGUGGCUUGGAGCAGCGGUAUGGAAGAGAAGACUUAUUGUCAAAAGCUCAUUGGGUGGGGAAAUACUUACCUAGCAUCCCCGUGCCAGGGAAGUUUUUCUCCAUGCAAAGACUAGUGGAUUUGACUACUCUAAGAGCAACUCCACCCAUUUACCCUUGGCCAUGGCAAGGGGGGAGCUAG